CAAAAUGUCGGUUCAAAUGUCAUAAUUCAAUAUUUUUUUUUUAUUGAAAGCAGUGUGACAGAUGCAAAGAACUUUUACUGCAAGGAAAUCUGAAUCAAAUUUUGGUUAAUGGUAUUUACCUCUAUCUCUACAAAUAUUUCAACUCAAACUUGUUUCAACUCAAACUGUUAAAUUUUAAAAAGGAAUCUGGGAUUGGGAAUAUUGGAGAGUGCCGAACCCUGACCAGUGCUGAUAGCUAACCUAUAAAAGGAGGAUUUCUACACUGAAAAUUAAGGAGUAAUUUUUAUCUGACACCAUUGUGCUCUUCAAAAUGGCAUCCACCCAAAACAAGAGGCCAAAAUUUAACAGCGACAACACAAGCCAAGAAAGAUCAAGACCUGACUCUGAAAAUAGAGAAUCGACAGAAACUGCAGCAUCCCGAAUAUCUCCGGGAAUUAUGCCAGGCCAUUCAAGUCCUUCAUCAUUACAGAGAAGCUAUUCAGGUCAGUCAUCCUUAACUGAUCAUGGUGCAUUUACAACAGGCUCACCUAAUCUGUUACCAGAGAACUUGAGUGACUGGAGAAGAAGAAAUGUAGAGUAUCUCAACAUUAGAAUUGUUUUUGAGCCUGAGACAACACCAUUUGAUUUAUUGACUGAAAAAUGUUGGAGUGGAAGGAGAAAAGGAAUGGGUUUUCCUGUGAACUUCUCUGUUUUUGAAGCUGAAGAAAAACACUAUCGAGAUGCAGAGGAAGACCUCAAAAUAAAGAAGUUGGUGGAUCUUGUGAAAAGUAGUGGGUUUUUGAAAGUGAUUGAAGAGCUUAAUUACUCCUCAUUUGAAGAAUUCAACCUAACUACACUAAAGAGACUGAAGACUUUCACCAAACAGUCAUACAUUCCUAAAUAUUUACCUGGAGAAUUUGAUGCAUGGUUUCGAAGAUUUGAUGUUGAGGUGAAAAAUUUCUUUAACAUUUUAUCAAGACUGGUUGAGAAUGUGAUAAAAGAAGAAUCAAACCAUAAAUAUUUGUUCCAACAUCUGUUUGAUGCCUUUGUGAAGAUAUUUGGAAUGCAUAGUGGAGUGAGUUUUGAACCAAUUCUAGAUGUCCAGACACUAGGAAUUGGAGAAUCAGAAGUGAAGGGCUCCCCAGACAUAGUAUUUCAUCACCACAGAAUCAGAGAGGGGGAAGGGAUUAGGCUGGACAAGUAUGUGGUCGCUGUUUGUGAGGUGGAGAAAGAUAAACCUUUGCCAGCGGAAAAUAUCUCACCACCACCAAGUAAUAAAACAGGAAACAACAGUGAUUCACCUGAGGUGCCGUCCUCCAGUACCCAAGACAGAGACUUACAUCAUGACGUCCUACAGCUGUCAGACAACCUGAUUGGGAAGCACUGUGGAGAGCUCUUGUUAAAAUUUGGAGAAUCAAUCCAUUGCAAUUCAGUGUUUGGUAUUGUUGUCCAACAAACAUAUGUUACAAUUGCAGAACUGGGAAUGACAGAUAUCCAGUAUCUUAAAUUAAAAGAAGGCAGAUUCAAGCAUUCUAAAAGAGAAAGGCCUUCAUUCACAUUUACCAAGCCUUACAACUUUCUGAAAAAGGAAGGAUUGGAGAGGUUACUAGAGCCUCUCAUAAAGUUUGGACUUGAACAGGAGGAAUAACUUUCUGAUAAUGAAAUAUUUUAUUCACUUGUUCAUUAUCUUGGGCUGCAAGCCUGUGUUUUAUUCGUUCCAAUGCUUAAGUCUGUUGGAGGAAGGCAAUGGUUUGCUUUCUCAAAUAAAAAAAAGGACUUUUAUAAUUCAGCAUAUUUAUUCCUGGUUAUUGUAAGAGAGUUUUAAUUACAAACUCAUCAACUUUAUUGUCCUACAUUGACAUAUUUUGGUAUUUAUGGAUCUUUUGUCCACCAGACUUGUUCAGUGGGCCACACUAAAACAAGUGUCCUAGGCAUCAGAAACUUACAGGGUUAUCUCCCUUUUCAGUUUAAUUUCUUUGAGGAUGUAAUACUCUUUGUGAAUGUUACUAAACUCAGAAUAAUAAAAAGAACCUGG
Saccostrea cuccullata (small rock oyster) is the source of this 2014-nucleotide messenger RNA. RefSeq lists its product as uncharacterized. NCBI's taxonomy places the organism in Eukaryota, Metazoa, Mollusca, Bivalvia, Ostreida, Ostreidae. The transcript has 6 exons. The record is from RefSeq and is a predicted model, not a curated record. Bases 311 to 1627 code for a protein of 438 amino acids.